Messenger RNA from Athalia rosae (coleseed sawfly), 1455 nucleotides. RefSeq lists its product as uncharacterized. The coding region runs from base 215 to 667 and encodes 150 amino acids. NCBI's taxonomy places the organism in Eukaryota, Metazoa, Arthropoda, Insecta, Hymenoptera, Athaliidae. The record is from RefSeq and is a predicted model, not a curated record. The transcript has 4 exons.
GUCCACCGUAAACUGCGUCACUGAUCGUGAACACCGGUUACUGGUCAUCGAGCAUUGGCCAUUCACCAGUCAAAUACUCCGGCGAGAAGAACGUGUCGAUUCGUCAGGCAAGCGAGGAACUCCGAGUCAAAAAUUCGUUCGACUGCGUAGAUUCUUAUCUCGCCCGGCAGUAAGAUCUGAUCAUAAUUCCUUUCGACAAACCAUCUCCAUCGAGAUGAAGGUGCAUAUCGUCGUGGUCGCGGUCAUCGUCUCAGCAGUCGUCUGCCAUGCAGUUCCUCGGAGCAAAAGACAGGCCGACAGUGAUCCUCGUCUCAGCAACGAGGUAAUUCCUGGCACCCUCGAAGCGGUGGAAGAAACUUCGCCCCAUGGACUUGCCGCUACCACUGACGACGAUUUGGACGACAUCAGUUUGUCACAAGGUGAAACCACGAAGACACCGGCACUAGACGAUGCGCCAACUCCUAGUCCAGGAAACAAAAGGAAGAAGCCUCUUCAACCCCAAUCUUCCGACACUUUUUCUAGAGUGAUCGACGACAUAUUCAACAUCCCCAUAUCGGUUCUCCGCGCGGUCAACACAUUGAUCAGCAAUGCUUUUGGAACGAAGCAAGGAGCGACAGCAUCAGCAGAAGCGGCGGCUUCCGCGACGUCAUCGUUGACAUCGACCUAAACAACGGAAAAUAAAAACGAACGAAAACGAAAUAAGUUCGGUAUACUUUAGGGAUAUCGUAUAGAUGUACUUAAGUUGUAACAAUAUUUCGCCUUUUCUUAUACCUCGAUCAAAGUUAUCGAUUCGGAAAUUCGUGACGCCCGGCAGAAAUUCAACACUUUUUUUACAGAAUAUCAAUUGGAUGAACAUAUUUGAGAAAAAAAAAAACGUUAAACGGUUGGGCUCGAUUGCAUGAAUGCUGUGACAUAAUUUAGCGUCAAUUUUGUUUUCUACUACCAAAACUACCAAAGAUUGUCGGACGAAAAAAAUUCUGAGCCAAUAGAAUGUUCAAAAAUAUCACAGCAAAUAAUUUUUUCCAAGUCUCUACGCCUUUCAAGAUCAGAGACUCAAUUCAUCUAAUUAAUGUCGAACCCAGCAAAGUCGUUUCUCAUUUCUCAAAAUUGACGAAGAAUUUCAAGUUCAGAGAAAUUUUCUUUCACAUUUCCUUAUAUUAUUGAAGUGAUAACGUUGGUCAAGGUGAAAGAAAUAGAGGGUGCACAAUUCACGACAUUUGAGAAAUAAGUUAUCCUCAUUAUUUGUUUUAAAUUACACGAAUAGCUCUAAUUUUAUGACAAAUAUGUGCGUCAGUGUCCAUUUCAUCGUAUCGCACUGCACAUGCAUAUAUAAUCCGGAGUAAAAAUGUACUGAAAUUACAACGUUGCACGAAUCGGUGUCCCAUAAUAACGGACGUUGUGUAACGACUAUUUAUUGUUGUCUAUUUUAUUUUAUUAAAAAUCUAUGUAACGCAA